Molecule: messenger RNA, 1011 nt
Organism: Penicillium coprophilum
Lineage: Eukaryota; Fungi; Ascomycota; Eurotiomycetes; Eurotiales; Aspergillaceae
Product: Fructosamine/Ketosamine-3-kinase
Exons: 7
Coding region: 1-1011 (336 amino acids)
Source: RefSeq, a predicted model, not a curated record
AUGAUGGUUGAUUCAUCUAUCUGGGACCAGGAGAUCGCAGUACCCGCAAGUGUUAUAACAUUUGUGGAUGAUAAUGUUUCGAAGUAUUUCCCUGAGGGUUCAACCGUGGUCAGCAUCUCUUCAUAUGGUGCCUCGUACUGGACAAGAACUGCCGAGAUUAAGACGACUGAUUCCGCCGGAGAUAGUAUCUCAUUCUUUUUGAAAGUUGCGCAAGGCGACAUCGGUAAAGGGAUGCUUCAUGGCGAGUUCCAUUCCAUGACAGCUAUCCAUAAGGCUAUGCCUGAUAUUGCCCCCCAGCCCAUAGGACAUGGGACCUACGAGGAGGAUUCCGAUACUCACUUUUUUCUCUGUCGCUUUCACAACAUGUUGGAUCGCCUCCCCCACCCCAAAAUCUUUCCUGGGAGACUGCCCCAGAACACGACUGAGUGCGACACAUGGGAAGAAUGUUUCUCGAAUGGCAUCGAGCAGUUCUUCGACGCCGAGGAGGAGGCUCAAGGCUUCGACCAAGAAAUGGCUGUUCUCAGAAAAGGGAUAAUGGAAAAAGUAAUUCCGCGGUUGCUACGACCAUUGGAGACUGGUGGAAACAAGAUCCAGCCAUGUUUGGUGCACGGGGACUUGUGGGAUGGAAAUACGUCGGUUGAUGCCGAGACUGGAAAGCCCUUGAUUUUCGAUGCGUGUUCAUCAUACGCGCAUCACGAAUAUGAAUUGGCUCCAUGGAGGCCUGUGAGACACAAGAUUGGAACGCCGUAUGUGACGGAGUAUCUCAAACAUUUCUCUGCAUCCAAGCCAGAAGCGGAUUUUGACGAUCGGAAUGCAUUAUACUGCGUGAGGUUUAAUUUAUGCUCAUCGGCUCUAUACCCGGGAAACCUUCGCUUCAGAAAUAUCGUGAAGCAGGAGAUGCGUGAUCUUGUAGAGAAAUUUCCAGCAGGAUACGAAGAUGAUGAUCGCAAGACUGCGAAGAUGUAUAGCGGCCAGGAGUCGGAUUCAAUUAGAAUGCUAGUUGCUGCCUGA